AUCCCACCCUGUCUUCACUCUCUUAAAACUCCAAUUAAAGUGAUGUGUCGAUUAUCUACUAGUGACUGCAUCUUCUUUAAUGCAAGGCGUUUGCCCAUACUCAGUUUGAAUCGAUCACUAAUGAUUAUUGGAGACCUACCGCUGGAAGAAGCCUUUCUCUUCAAAAUGGCCACUAUGACUGAGAAAUCACAGUGCUCUUUCAAGUGCCGAAAUCAGAAAAGUAGUGAUAUUUGACCGACCGAGGUCUAAAAUCUCCGGCGGUGGCAGUGUGCCAGGAUAUGGCAGGCGCCAUUGCAAUACUCAAACCAGCCAUAUAUCCAUGCGGUCCCACCAACCAAAACAACACCAGCAGCAGAACAUCCACAAAAAUAGACCCUAUAUCAAAGAUAAAUGAAAAAUAGACUCAUGAUUCCAGAUCCUCUGAAAAUUUAGGGUCCCAGAGACCUGGUUGAUCUGGAUCUGGUCUCAAAGGAGUGCAACGAACGGCAGACGCGUGCGUCUUGAACGAGAGAGGAUGCUGCAGCCAUCCGGGCAGGAUGGUCGUACUGACCAACUGACCAACAUCAUCGGACAAACACUGACGGCAUUCAGUUGUGGCUGGGCCUACUGUUUUUUUCCUUUUCCCCUUAUCCCAAAUGCUUUUGCUGUGGGGUGGGAGCGUUUUUUCUCACUUGGGGGAUCUCCCGCCUCUUUUCUUAUUUUCUCUUUUUUUUCUUUCUUCUGUAAGUCCUUGUGCGCCUGUGUAUGUCAUCCGGACAUUGCCCUUGUUGAGUGGAAAAUGCUGCUAGAUAUCCAGUCUGGUUGGCUUCUUGUGUCCUUUGCCAGUCUCAAUUUGCCCUUCAUCCUAUGGUCUUUUCUUUUCUUUUUGGUCUUGGGCUUUGUUCUGAUUUAUCUUCGUUCUUCUGAUCUCUAUUUGCAUAUAUAUUUGAUUUUUAGAGUAUAAUUGAUCUUGUUUGGUAUUUAUAUCCAUUUGGAGGGAAAAUCCGCGUGUCACUGUUUUGAAUCACUC
Molecule: messenger RNA, 1009 nt
Organism: Aspergillus candidus
Lineage: Eukaryota; Fungi; Ascomycota; Eurotiomycetes; Eurotiales; Aspergillaceae
Exons: 1
Coding region: 515-943 (142 amino acids)
Source: RefSeq, a predicted model, not a curated record